Molecule: messenger RNA, 4951 nt
Organism: Python bivittatus (Burmese python)
Lineage: Eukaryota; Metazoa; Chordata; Lepidosauria; Squamata; Pythonidae
Source: RefSeq, a predicted model, not a curated record
CUUGAACAGGUCCUUCACAAUCUUUAGUUUAUUCAGUGAGACAGGUCAUUGUUGCCCCCAUUCUGCAUUUGGGGAGAACUAAGGAUAUUCCCUGGCUAUUGUGUCAAUGGAUUGCAAUAUACAGCAUUGCUUUAAAUGUGUGAAAUUACCUUUCUUGAGCAAGCUCACAGAUCAAAUAUCUGCAGUUCAUAUGCAUGUGUCCUUUAUUUUUUUUAAAGAUAUUUUGUUUACCUUCCUUUCUUUAAAAAUCCAGAAAAGCCAGUACCAGUAUAAUCUUAUAGUAUAUCUACUCCAAAGUAAGUAUUCAGUGUAGUUUCCAGGUAAGCAGGAAGAGGAUUGCAGACAAAAUCAUGCACGUGCAUGUGUGAAUCAUCUUUAAGACUAAGAAAUUAUUACCAAGUUAGCAAAAAAUACCCCCCCACUGCUGUAAUUGCUUAGAAUAAUAUCAUGACAAGGCACUUUCAUCAAGAGAACAUUAGAUUGUUCAUGGCCACAUGUUCUGCUGUCACUUUGCUUGCGGGAAGAUACUGAACUACUUGCAGAUUGCAACAGUUUGCCUUUAAAGUUGUGAAGAAAGCCUAAAAGCACGUGAGCGGUUGCGAUUAAAGUCUCAGGGGACAGAAAGAAAGAACUAGCUGAGUUCCUUAGAAUGGAAGAUUGCUAUAUUGUGUAUUGUUGUUGAGCUAACUUAAUGCUAGUGAAGAUCCAACAGUUCUGGGGCAGGAGAUGUGGACUUGAUCUGAGCUAAGGCCAAUAUCAAGGAGAGAAAAUAAUUGUAAUCCAAUAAAAAUGAUAAGACUGACUCUUCCAAUGUAUCUGCCCUUAUGAACAAUCCAGAGAGAAAAAAAUGGAAGAACCAAACCCAGCAAAUCUGGAAUCAGGGGAAGGGGCAAGAAAAUAUUGGGUCAUUCAGAAUGGGGCAAUCAAUGAGUUUUUAAGAUGGGCCUUGCCACAGCACAGUAGAGUUGAGAGACAGGAGGGAAUGACCCCCCAUAGAGAACUCCAGUGGCAAGGAUUUCUAAAAACAGUAAAGAACUCUCACUCAGGCUGGGCAAAUUCUCAGUUGCCAGAGUUGCCACCCUGGGAUGAGCUGUCUGUAUUUGAGCGGGCGGUUGAUGUUUACCAAUGGCCACGAAGCGAGGGUAUAGCCAAAGCCAUGCCAAAUCUCAACGGAGAAACCCAGCAGGCCUUUAAGAGUCUUGAAGCCAAAGAAAGGGACAGUUGUGGAAAGGUGAAGGUUCCCAUUCUACAGAGAGGGUCUACAAAUGUGGAGUUGCAGCGCCAGUACUUCCGUCAGUUCCAAUUCCUGGAAGCCAAAGGGCCCCAUGAAGCUUGUAGCCGUUUAAGGGAACUGUGCCAUCGCUGGUUGGAGCCUGAGAGUCGGACAAAAGAACAGAUCCUGGAGUUGCUGAUCUUGGAGCAAUUCUUGACAAUUCUGCCAAAGGAAAUCCAAAAUGAAGUUCGAGAAUGUGGGCCGGAGACCUGUGCCCAGGCUGUGGCCUUGGUGGAGGGUUUUCUGCUAAAGCAGCAAGAGGGAGAAAAACAGGUAAGGGGAACAAUCCAAACAGGAUUCAGCAAUUGCUCCAAGGCACAACGACCUCCAGCAAGCAUCAGGCCAAAGCACAUCUAUAAGGAAGCCAGGCAGCAAGAUAAUGGGAAUGCUGGCAUAUUGGGUGCCAAGUUUUUGGGAAGAGUUGGGCAGUAUUUCCAGUGCCCGGAUUGUGGGAAAAGGUUUCGGGGAGAGGAAGAACUUAGAGCUCACGGCGGCAUUCACAAGAAAGAUAGACCUCAUGCCUGUGCCCAGUGUGGGAAAAGGUUCACCCGCCCAUCAGGCCUAGCCAAGCACUUGAAAACGCAUUCAGGGGAGAAGCCCUAUCACUGUGGUCAGUGCCCCAAGAGUUUCAUUCAGAUGUCACACCUCACUAGGCAUCAGAGAAUCCACACUGGAGAGAAGCCCCACCCCUGUGUCGAAUGUGGCAAGCGCUUCAAUUGUCCAUCAGAUCUAGCCAAGCACCAGCAUAUCCACACCGGAGAGAAACCCUUCCGCUGUGCUGAGUGUGGAGCAAGGUUUAACCAGUUCUCGCACCUCACAAGGCAUCAGAGGAUUCACACCGGUGAGAAACCUCACGCCUGCACUGAGUGUGGGGAAACCUUUAGCCAGCGGGCCCAUCUGAUCAGCCACCAGAGAAUCCACACUGGAGAAAGACCUUAUCACUGCACUUCUUGCCAGAAAUCUUUCAGUCAUCUCUCAGCACUCACAGUGCACAAGAGGAUCCACGUGGGCCAACGGCCCUAUGGCUGCCCCGAAUGUGGGAAAAGGUUCAUUGCUUCCUCUGCUUUAACCAGGCAUCAGAGGACCCACUCAGAAGAAAGGCCCCACCCCUGUGACGAGUGUGGCAGGAAAUUUAACCAGCUCGCUCACCUUCACAGACACCGGCAGACGCACUUGGGUGAGAGACCUCACAGCUGCACUGAGUGUGGGAAAAGGUUCAACCAGCUCUCCUCUCUCACCAGGCACCAGAAAAUCCACACAGGAGAGAAACCUUAUCCUUGUGAUGAGUGCAAUAGGAGGUUCAUUCGGCUGGCCGACCUCAACAUCCAUCAAAGAAUCCAUACAGGGGAAAAGCCGUAUCGCUGCAUCGCAUGUGGGAGGAGAUUCCGGCAGAGACAGACACUGGUCAAGCAUCAAAGGCUUCACCCAAUAGCAAAUUUGUAACAGCAGUACCCACAGCAAAGGAAAAGCCUUCCUGCCAUUGGAUUUAUAUAUAGGAAAUGAAUAUUUGCAGUCUUUGAAAUUCAGAAAGGGUGAAGGAAAAGAUCUAAUUCCAAAGAUUUAACUCCAGUACCCUCAUUUAUCUUAUCACACUGUUUUUCCUAUCCACUGCCCCUACUGCUAUCAACAAAAAAUUUUUUUCCAGUUGUUUCCAGUCUUUUUAACCUAGAGAGAACCUUCCAGUAAAAUACAGUUUUCCAGACCCAUUAAGGCCACACACUUAUCCCAUUCUCUUUCUUUUCCAUCCACUUUAUAUCACAAAAGGCCAAUGGUGAUUAUUCAUUAUUCUUGAUCAAGAGCCAUUAGAUGGAGAUGGAAGCUAUUGGGGUCGCUUUCUAUCCAGUGACAUGAAAACCUUUUUAUCACAUCAAAGAUAAGUUGUGACAUGAUGAUGAUAAUGAUACUUUACUGGUGGGAAGUUUGGGCUCUUCCUUCAAGAAUCUAUAGAAGAAGUAGGUAAAUAAGGGUGAAAGAGGCUGGGUUUCCUGAGCUGUUUUCUGUAGUGCUUCUUUGUUAUUACAUUGGGUCUUCCUGUUUGUGAAUCCUAUUUUGUCCCCUGAUCUUGUGCAUGAAAUGCUAUGUCAAUUCAAUUGUUGUUAGAGUACAGUAUGUUGAUCUCAAGCAAAUCAAGGUGGAACUUGUAUGAUUCUAUGUAGUCACCUGAUGAUAUGAAACAGCCUUAUGAGUUGGCAGUUUAAUGAAGUGAGUCAAUCAUUAUCCCCAUAUUUCCAAAAUAGGGACUGAAGGAGGACGAUUGAUACAUCCAAGGUCAGAAUUCUGUGAUGGAAUAGAAAACUGAAAUGAUGAUGAUGAUGAUGAUGAUGAUGAUGAUGAUGAUGAUGAUGAUGUGCUGGUUCACGUUAGCUUUUCUUUCCUCAUCAUUUCCUUAACUCCUUUAGCAGAAGUAAAAAGUAGAAGGAAGAACCUCCAGAACACUCCAGUGUUCACUGGUUUUGACUUCCAGACUUAUUAUGUGGGACACUUUUAUUCUCAUUCCCCAGAUGACAAACUGUGACCAAGAAAAAUGGUUCGCUCCAGUCCACUCCAGUAAGACACAGCAAAGGAAGAAUAUGAACUCAGGUUAGUCUUGCCUUCUCAUUUACAUUAUCCCAGCCAGCUUGAUGGCUUUCUUGGCAUAUUUUCCAAUGACAGCCUUUAUUCCUAAAGACAGGAUCAUAGAACUUUUGCACAGUAAAUGGUCAGGGACUAAUCAGUAACUUCUGUCUGCCUGUUUGAAGGAGAAAAGGAUCUACCUCCUGCUAUGCCUCCCACCUAAAUACAUUCAAUUCCUACUGAUCUUGGAUUAAACUUUUAUGAAACUUUUAUGAGUCUAAUUUAGAAUUCAAAUGGGGGUACUUCAGAUUUAUCAAGUGUGUGCUCUUCAAUGAAUUACAGUAGGUUUUGAUCUCUCUUAGCCAAUAGCCUGCUGUUGUGUGUGCCUCCAAGGCUGGAUAGAACUUGUUUUAAGUUGAUAGAGAAAUGGAGGAUGGUGCUUGAAAACCAUAUAUCUCUCUGUUUCCUCAUCUUUGUUACCACCUGAGUCUUGAGAAUGCUUGAAAAAUUGCCCAUGGGUAACACCAGGAAUUCUAAGCUUUCUAUUUCCCAGCUGUUUCUAAAACCUCAGGGUGAAACAUGAAACUCUUUUGAGAGUUGUAAGGUCUGUUGCUUGUGAAAAGAAAUAGUGACUAGUAAAAGGAACUUUCUAGGAACUUUCCCUUGGAUGUGUAGAGACUCCUGAUGUAGAGGUCUAUUUUUUUUUUCUUUUGGUUGAUGUUGUUCUAUCUAUUGUUCUAUCUUUGAGGAUUCCUUCUAUUCUUUGGAGAGCAAUGUAAUGGCUACUGAGAUGCUUCUCCUCAGCAUCUUCUAUAAUCUGGUUUCCAGAUUAGAUUACAGAUUUUUCCCAAUAUAUUUGAGCAGCAAUCCAGUUAGAAAUUUAUUAGUGGCGUUUGAGAGGAUAGUUUUGAUUUCUGGAACUGAGAAUAGUACUUCAGCCUGAAAUGCUUCCUAGCCAAUUUGCAUGCAAGGCCAAGGUAUGCUUGAAGGUAUCUAUAAUAAUAAAUAGCUGGAAAAGGCAAGACAGAAGUUGAAAGUGGAAAGGGAAACAGAGACAAACUUGAAAUAUUGGAUGAGAUAAAAUAAAUGCUAUGAUUUAUUAAAGUACUUGCCUGAUAAAGUUAA